UGCACGGGACGAUAUCUAUCCUCGACAAUGCCAUGUUGCUAUGUUAUUACGAGGAAGAUAGAGCGUUCGCGCUUUUCACCACAACAAGGGCCAUUGUACGACGAGUAACGCUCGCGCGCCACCAAAUCCGAUGGCAAAACCGGAGCGGCUUCGCUUUACGAUUCUGGAUGACUUGAUACUUUUGCGCGAGGUCUCGAAGCAGAAUCCGUAUGAGGAGAGCGACAGAUGGAAAACCGUUGCCGAGCGCGUCGUGACCGCGACGCAAAAGAACUUUAGCUUGCGCUGCGUGAAGGAGCAUGUUGACCAUUUACUGAAAAUCUGGGCCAGAGAAGGUCGCGCGCACUUGAGGAAAUCGGGAACUGAAGAACAGUAUAAUGAAAAGGAGGGACUCCUGCAACAGGUACAAGACUUACAAAGAGAAUUCAGGCGUUCUGGCAAAAACACUGGUUUUAAUGUACACAAAUCAAGAACACAAAGGGAUGUGACUUUAGAAAAUAUUUCUGAUACUUUAGAAGUGAUAAUAGAAGAACCAACAGUGAUAACGUCUAUACCCUCCUCCUUCCCGUCCUCCACAUUGCUACCGAUUGCUUUGCCAUCGCCAACUUCAUCAUCUUCGUCAUCGUCAUCAACUCCAUUAACCUCAGGAAGCCCGCUACAAUCACCACCCACGUCACCAUCAAGAACGGGUGGCCCAAUAAGGAACAAAGUGCGUCACGAUGCAUUGAAAAAAUCGACAUUGCAAUUUCUGCAAGAAAGACAUAAAAAAGAGAUGGAAUUUCAAGAAAAGCAAUUCAGAUUAGAAGAGAGAAGGAUUCAGCUUGAGGAAGAAAAAUUCAGAAUAGAAAAAAAGGAACGUGAAGUAAGACUUGAAUUGGAAAUUGAAGAGAGAAGACAAAAAAUCGCUGUAUCUAAACAGAAACAAGAGAUUUUGGAAAUAUUGUUACAAUUAAUACAUAAACCUUGAUUAUUUUUAUAAGUGACAGCUUUUUUGUUUUAUUGAU
Pogonomyrmex barbatus (red harvester ant) is the source of this 1001-nucleotide messenger RNA. RefSeq lists its product as uncharacterized. The record is from RefSeq and is a predicted model, not a curated record. Lineage: Eukaryota; Metazoa; Arthropoda; Insecta; Hymenoptera; Formicidae.